GGGCUUGGGAUGGACCGAACCGAUCCAGACCUGCCCAGCAAACGUGAUGGAUUACAGAGCUGCUCGGCAGAGGAAAUGUUCACAUCUGAGUCUACACGAGUGGCCAAAUUCUCAUCACAACAAUAAAAUGUCUCAUAAGACACUUGGUGAUCCUGUUGGGAGCUCCGUUAUAGUGCCACACAGCAGCAGACAGUUUGCUCUCUCUUCUCAGAGUCUUUACACGUCUGCAUCACCUGAUACCAACAGUAUUUCCAGCCAGAAGGAAACCGAAGCUAGGAGCUCCCCUUACUUCUACAUGGACCGCUGCUUUGGCCGACAUUCCUCUGUGUGUAGCAUGAAUGAGACUUUUAUCGUCACACCUAAAAACGGUAUUCAGAAUGAACAUAUUAAAUCUGAGACACCUCCAAGUUUUAGUGGGCACAGCAAGGACCGCGGUAAUGAUGAAGUCACCUCUCCUGACCCUCCAUGGAAGGAAAACAGACUAAAUUCAGGUGAGGCUUCUUGUGAGAAUGACUACUGCUUCCUACCUUCUACAGAAACGAUGAGAAGUGUCGGCUUCACUCUGGAGGAACAGAAACUCGUUGCUGUUUCUUUGCUGGAAGAGUCAAACAUUCCCUCAGCUGCAAGUCCCCUGUUUACGGCAGAGUCAAGCCUGAUGUCAGCCAUGCUGCCGGUUUGUGAAAAAUUAGCAGAUAAAGUGUCUGAGAUCUCAGGCCAUCCUAGUCUCGGUGUUACUUUCAUUCAGUCAGACAACUUGGAGCUUCUUAAGGAUCCUGUAACCACCAGCUCUCGUGGUGCUUUGCCAAGUGAGAGUGAAGGAGAUCUCUCGACAACUUUCAUCUGGGACACAGCUACAGAUCUCACAAAUUCUGAAGGAGAGCAGUUGACUUCCUUUACAAAACCUGCUGUGUCGGCCAUUCGAGAAAGUCCCGAUGAUCUUCAAACUUCCACUCCAGGACAAAACGUAGAGAUGGAUAAUCCAAAACCAAAAGCUACUUCAUCCAACCACCGCCCAGCUGUGAGGGGCCCUGCUUCUGCAGCCCGAGCCAUUGAGAUCAGCUCAGAAAUGAUGCAAACAACCUCCAGCCAAGUAUCAUCGGCCCCAGCACACCAGGCUGCCACUCGGAUUGCUGGUUCAAAAAAGGCCCCAGCUCGAAGUGGCCAAACUGACCCCAAAGACCCCAAACCUACCCCAAAGAAGGAUGCCAGUAGAAUUCGGGUAACGGCAAGCUCGGUUGUAGGUCAACAGAAGCCUACUGUGGGAAAGACGUGGAAGCCUCGCCUCCAGAAACAACAUACAGCUCUGACUUCAUGCAGACCUUCACUUUCCACCACCAAAGGAACUUCACCACUUACAGUCAGACUUGAGAAAAGGAGCCAAUAUUUUAAGCCAGCUGGACCAGUUAAACCUAGAACUGUCUCAGCUCUGACUUCAUCAUGCGGACCUGCACCUUCCACAAGCAAAGGAGAUUCACAUCCUACUGUCAGUCUUGAGAAAAGGAAUCCUUGCUGUAAACCUGUUGGACCAGUUACACCCAGAAGUGCUUUGACGUCACCAUGCAGACCUGCACCUUCCUCAAGCAAAGGAGCCUCACAUCCUACAGUUAGUCUUGAGAAACGGAUAACUCAUUGUAAACCUGCUGGACCAACUACACCUAGAACUGCUCUGACUUCACCAUGCAGAUCUGCACCUUCCACAAGCAAAGGAGCUCCACGUCCUCCAGGCAGCCUUGAGAAAAAUAGCCCUCACUGUAAACCUGCUGGACCAGUUACACCAAGAGCUGUGCACAAGAAGUCCAAAACCAGUUCUCGCCAAGAGAAGUCUCAACAGGGACCAACCCACAGAUCUGGAUCACGGGAUGGGAUUCAGGCAAAUGACCUGCAGGGUGAGAGGAGCAACCAGAACAUCCAGCAGCUCAAACAGCUCUUAGCAGACAGCAACCGAAGAUUUCAGGCCAUCGCCAUUGUCCUACAACAAAGUUUAACUCGGACAGAUGAAGCCACCAGGCAGUGCAGAGAGUUGUAUGAGGAGCAGGCCAGCCUUCAGGAGGAGCUGGCUAGCUCUGUCCACUCAUGUGUGCGUCUGGAGAAGGAGAAGGAAGAGCUGCGUGCUACUCUGCAGGAUGCAGCCCAGAGGCUGCAGGAGCAGCACCAGAAGGACUUGGCUGAGCUGGAACAGAAGACCAGCUACCAGGCUGAGUGGGACAAAAGCCGCCUCGCCUGCCAGGAGGAGGCUGACGAGUGCAGGACUCUGAUGCUGCAGCAGAUGGAGGAGCUGAAAGCCAGUCAUGAAGCCACGAAGCAGAAACUCGAGAGCAGCCAUGAGGAGCAGCUGCAGAGGGUCAAACAGCAGCAUGACAGCUCCCUGCAAGCGCUCAGGAACGCCCACACUCAGGAGCUGCAGCGCUGUGAGAAAACUUGCAAAGAUACCGAGUUUCUUCUGCGUAGAGAGCUCGAGGAGCUGACGGUAAAGAAUAAUGCUCUGAUGGAGAAGCUGGCAGCACACGAGAACAGGAGGAAGGAGCUGGCUGAACACACGCAGAAGGAUUCCCACACUCUGUAUUUGGAGCAGGAGCUAGAAAGUCUGAAAGUCAUUCUGGAUCUGAAGAACAAACACCUUCACCAGCAGGAGAAGAAGCUGGUGGAGAUCAAGAAACUGACGGAUAAAAACGUGACAUUGGAGGAGAGACUGAUAAAAGUCCAGCAGGAGAAUGAAGACCUGAAAGCUCGUAUGGAACGGCACGCUGCUCUGUCCAGACAGCUGUCCCAGGACCAGGCCAUGCUGCAGGAGUCCCUUCAGAAGGAGUCCAAGGUGAACAAGCGCCUGUCUAUGGAGAACGAGGAGCUCCUCUGGAAGCUCCAUAAUGGGGACCCGAGCAGCCCCCAAAGGAUGUCCCCCAUCUCCACCGCCCCCUCCCAGUUCUUCAAGCUUCAGUCUGCCUGUUCCUUCUCCAGCCCCCCCGUCUCACCCAGAUAACAGCGCCUGGCUCCAGGGACCCGAGCUGGAGUAGGGGCCAGGAUCUUUUUGUCGGUGGUUUCAACGUUGGCUCGUCCAGGAUUGGAUGAACGGACAUUUUCUGUACAAAGAUGCUGCAAACAUUUGCACAGAAGCACUUAGGAAGCCAGACCACCAUGCUGUUUGCCUUUGAUGUGGUGAAUGGAGGAAAUCUCAGGACCUUUUAUGUUUGAGGCUCAUCUUUACUGAAGCUCACCUACACCACACACAUGUGCAGCUUUAGCCUCGUUGUGUGUUAUGUUUCUGUUCCACGGAGCCAUGGAAAGUCUGACUUCAGGGUGUGGGAAUGGUUCAGGAAUUUUGUUGUAGGAAUUUCUGCACCUUCUUUCUUCACAUCCGAACCAUCCUUAUUCUGGCGUUUCUGUCCUCUACACCCACGUUAGGGUUCGUUAGAGGCUGUUAAAGCUUUAAUUGUUUGGAUCACCAGCUCAAUGUUCAUCUGGUCCCUAAUAUUGCAUGACUGAGGGACCAGUCCAAGUGUUUGUGUGCGAGUCUGGUCAGGCACCUGUUGGAGGAGUACUCCUACAGUCAGGGUUUCCUGGCUGAGGUUACCUGAAGCAGCUUUUCUUUGUGUAGAAGUGAUGUCACUUAUUUGUUGGCACCUGUUUGAAAUAUGCAAUUAAUAAAGUCUUGUACUGAA
This is a messenger RNA of Nothobranchius furzeri (turquoise killifish), 3656 nucleotides long. NCBI's taxonomy places the organism in Eukaryota, Metazoa, Chordata, Actinopteri, Cyprinodontiformes, Nothobranchiidae. The record is from RefSeq and is a predicted model, not a curated record.